GCUGCAGCACUCACUGCUUCGCUAAUCCGGGCUCUGGGAAAUAAUUUCCCGCCGCGCGCUCAGCAGCCCCGGAAGCAAUUGUGGAAUUUCCGGGUGGUUGUUAGUGACGCUCUCGAGCUGUCGUCAGGGAGGAGUGAGCGGGUGCGGGGCUGCACUUUGUGGCCACUGGGUCAGGCUUCUUUCGGAUCAGCGCCGGAGGUGGGAGACUGGUACACUUAAUAUAUUUUGGGAAAAACUCUGCUGAAGAUAAUGAAGACAGAGCAGCUUUUUUACUGACAGACUUGUAAGGAAAUUAUUUUCUACCUACUUAAGAUUAGAAGACCAGCUCAUUCCUCCAGUUUUCUGAAACAAAAAUAGUUCCUCAGAAUGGAUUGGGAAGAUGAAUAUUCCCUUAAUUCUUUUGACCUACAUUGUUUAUUAAAUUCAUUUCCCGGAGACUUGGAGUUUAAGCAGAUCUUCAGUGACAUUGAGGAAAAGAUCAAGCAGAAUGCUACAAGCAUAGAACGUUGCAUUAAAGAAAUACAGUCAGAAGUUCACAAACAGCGUCCAGAUGUACAGCUUCAAACAACAACUGACUGCUUUGAAUGGCUUAACAACUAUAGUUAUAACUCAUCUAAGUCACCUUCCAUUCCCCAUGGAGAUUUGAUAAGAUUCCUCAAAACAAUGCAGGGUUUGCUGAAGAAUGAACAAAAUCAAGAGGAAAUGAUUCUGGAUUUACUUUGGGGCCUCUCCUGUGAAAGCAGUGUUUCAUUCCCAUCUACUCUAAGUGGGACAACUUUCCAAUUCCUCUCCAGGACUUCUCUUCAUUCCGUUGAAGAUCAUUCCUCUAUGGAUGUAAAGUCUACAUGGGACGACAUAAGACUGCAUCUUCGACGCUUCUUAGUGAACAAACUACAAAGCCAUAAUGAAGUAAACAAUUCACAGCAGAAAAUUUUAUUGAAAAAUCAGUGCAUACGGCAACUCUUGUUCCUUUAUCCAGAAUCAGAAGUUAUAGUCAAGUACCAAAAUAUACAGAAUAAACUUUUGGCUAACCUUCUGCAAAACUGCUUUCCUUCUUAUAGCAGAGAAUCAAAUUUAGACUUAAUGGUUCAUGAAUACCAAAGUGCAAUGCUUAAGUUAUACUCAAUGGUACAAGAGGAUUUUAACACACUACAUGAGAUUUUAGCUCCAUCCUCAACAGCGAAAUUCGUUACAAAAACCUACCUGAAUACGGUUACAGAAGAAAUGGCAAAAUUUCUUGAAAAAUUUUGUGAGCUGCAGUUCAAAGAAAAAACUGUUCGUGUGGUUAAAACAAGCAAGAGCUCCAGCAAGCAUAGAGGAGCAGUACAUGCUUUGGUUGCUCCUGAGUGCCCACAGAAAGGAAGAAACUUCUCUCUCUCCUUAUAUGAGCUCAUAUUCUUAUCACAGCUCAUAAACUCCCUUUUGAAGCUAGAAAAAAAUGUUCAAGAAUUGUUUGAAGAAAUGUUUUUAUCACUCAAGAUGCCUAGGAAUACUUCAGGCAUUUUGGAGACAUCCAGUAAAGAAGUUAUAGGGAAACCUAGAGCAAAUGAAGCCAGUAUUCCUUCAGAGCAAUUGCUACCAGGAAAAGAGGCUACUUUACUAGAGUUUGGCUGGAGAAAUGCAUUUAAAGAAGUAUCUCCUUCCAUGGCACAUUGCAUGAUAACAGCAAUUGAAGAUUUUUCUACAAAAAUUCUCCAACAGGAACAGAAUGAAAGAUCUCUGGCUGUAAGCUAUACUAUGAAACUUGUAAACGUCCAGCAGGUUUGGCAAGGCAGUCACCUGAUUCCUGAGGAGGACCAACCAAAGAAAAUUGCAAAGUUUUGUUCUGACAUCAUGGAAAAACUUGACACAAUGCUUCCACUGGCUCUGGCAUGCAGAGAUGAUUCUUUUCAGGAAAUUAGAGCAAACUUUGUGGAGGCCUGUUGUAAAGUGGCAACAGCUGUCCUAGCGAGACUGCAGGAGAGAGGCAAGGAGGUCCCUUCCAAAGCACCCCUGAAAAACUUGCACACACUGCUCUCCACAGCUGUAUACGUCUUCCAGCAUUUUAUGCGCUAUGAUAAUUUGAUGAAAGAAACGACUAAGAAACCCGUAUUCCUGGUGCCUGUCCAACGAUAUCAGGAAUUCAUCAACACUCUACAGUUUCAAGUUACGGACUACUGCGUCAGAGUUUGUGCUACAAGCAUUUUACAGGAUGCUGAGAGCCACCACUGGGAUGACUACAAAGCUUUUUAUGAGGGGGAAAGAUGCUCCUUCUCGCUCCAGAUGUGGCAUUUUUUCUGCUGGGCUCUUCAUCACGAUCUCUGGACCAUUCUGCCUCCUAAAGUAGCCCAGGAGGUUCUUGCAGAAGUCCUAGAGAAAUCUCUGGGUCUCCUGGCCUCCAGAUAUGCUCGGGCCCACCCCAGUUAUAAGAGAACUCCACAGAUAAGACUUGAUGUCACAACAAUUUUAAUAUGCACUGAGAACAUGUUAUGGUCAGUCUGUACAUCCGUACAGAAACUUUUGAAUCCUCAUGAAUAUAUAGAUAAUAAAAUUUUUAAAAUUCACACUCAUUGUAAUAAUCUGCUUACAACGUUAGUCAUUUUGACUUCACCAUUAACAGAAUUAUAUAAGACAUUUCAGCAUGGCAUAGAUGAUUCUGCUUCAGAUUCCUUGAAGUCUUUUUUAAACCAGCCAUUAUAUUGGUUUUCUGGCAUAGCACAUUUCUGCCCUUCUUUUCUCAGGACUCCAUCAGCUGGAGGACUGACAGCCGAGGGUCAAUUGAAACUGCUCUUAUCCCAGCCGUGCUGUAAUUGGAACCUGCUUCUGGAAACCCUACUGCAUCAUGAUGGUCUCUUACUGAGAAUCUUGUUGAAGAGCUCAAAAUGUGCUUUUGGAGAACAAGUUUCUGAUACAGAAAAGAAUCUGAACCAAGGAUCCGGCUUGAUAGAAGCCAUCUUUAACGUACUGUACCAUUGCAAUUUUUCUCCACAAACAUUUGGAAAUGUUUUUGUGAGCUACAUAGAAGAAGAACAACUAUGGGACUUUUUAUAUAACGUUCCAGCCUCCACAUGCAUGGAGUCCGAGAUAGAGGUCAUGCGGUGCCUGAGACUGGCACUGACGGAUGCCAUCAAGGACACCGUAAAGCAGAUAAUAUCUGUGAUGAGCUCUGGGAGAAACCGGGAGACAAACAUAAACAAGCACAGUGUUCCUGAAUGUUUGCUUAAGAACAUUCCAGAUGAAUGGAAUUAUAUUCCAGAAGAAACCAAAAGGAGAGAAUCAAGCAAAGGCUUCACAAGGCUUGCUGCUCAGGCGGUAUCUAUUGUAAUCAGCAAGUUACCUACAGUGAUUGCAUGUUUGCCUCCCCCAAUUAAAUACUUCUUUUUUCUGUCUGAGAGAAAAAUGUCAAAAAACUUUGUUGAAUUGAAGAAAGCUGGCCUGCUUGUCUGGAACUUGAUUGUAAUUAUAUGUCGGAUAUUUGAGGAUGGAAACACUGUGGAACUUUUAACAGGUGCCUCCCUUGACAGAUGGUGUAAAGAGAAACUCAGUUUAAUCUGUGUGUGUUUAGAAAGCAUCAUGAGAGAGCAGACAAGUAACCCUAAUCAAGUGACCCGGAAGGUCAUACAGAGCAUUGAGCAGCAAAAGCCCAACUGGAUUGAACGCCAAUUGUUGAAAGCAAGGAAAUUGAGCACUGAAUGUGCAUUUAUGACAAUAGAGAAAAGCACUGCUUUAGAAGAAGGAGAUAUUGCUCGUGAACUGACUGAGCAGAAAAUAAACACGAUGGUCCUGGAUAUCUGCCACAAACCAGGUGGCAGCGAGUACCUGAGGCAAAUUUAUCACAUCUUGCGGCUCAAUGAGGAAUAUUUAAAAGAACAGCUGUUUUCAAUGAGUGGUUCAGAGGAAAAGCCAUUAUCCAUCCGACCUUUAAAGACAAUGACAUUGAGGAGUAUGGACGAUGAGCCUUCUGCCUUUAACCCUUUCCAUGUGUAUAAGGUGUUUAGUGAAAACAUGCUAGAUCAGUCAGCCAUCACAAAAUGGAACUGGAAUUGGUCAAACUUGCUGCCAAAUUAUCUGGGACUGGAUAAAAUGACCUUCAGUGCAUUGCUCAAAAACAGGUGGGAAAUGAGAAAGGAUGAAACACUGGAAGAGGAAGAAAAAGCAAUGCUGGAACAUUUAAAACGGAUUUACACCAUACAGAACUCUUCUGCCUCAGAUCACACAGAGGAACAGUAAUCUGCAGAAAACAGCAGCAGCUAUAUUUUAGGAAAUAAUCACAUGUAAUGGAGUAGAAUUUUUACUACAGUCAGAAUGUAUCUCAGAUGUGCUGUGAAGCAUGAAACCGAUGACUGAUUAAUCUCUGUACUGGAAAGGAAUACAACACAUAAAAAAUAAGGUGCUACAUAUUUUUUAUUUCAAAUAUAAUUUCAAAUCUUUUUCCCCAACCUCUCUUUCUGCGAUAUAACUGCUGCCAUCUCGUGUUCCCUUGGAAUUAUUUUUCCUCCUCUCGUUCAGGAAGUAUCUAUGACAACAGGCAAAAUGUUUGGAAAUCUUUUCUCCAAGGAUAUUUUAAUACAACGUUUGAAUUUUAAGUUUUCAAUAUAAUUCUAUAGCUGUAGCCCAAGUCCAGGUCUUAAUAGCCUUUACUACCCACCAUUGUACAUAAGCCUCCUUUACCAUAGCUUUUUCCUUAUCUUCACCCAAUUUCUCUUAAUUACAGCUACAAAGAGCACCCUCUUGAAGUGUUACUUCAGUCAUGUCUCUGCCCGUAGUGGCUUUUCAGUACUCCUCUACAUCAUCUUCAAACUCAUGAACAUAUGCCUUAAGGUCUUCUACCAAAUGGCUCCAUGUUCAGCCAACUGCCCGCUACCAUCUUGAUUCAAGCCACACUCUCGCCAUUCUUCCUAACCCAAAUCCACCUUUCUCCCAAAAUUAUGUUUAAAAUUCAUUCCAUCAAUCUCUACCACACGGCUCAUUAUGUGUAAUUCCCAUAACGUUAUGUUCAUUACAUUCAGACACACACACAUACACACCCUAAGGAGACAGAAUGUGUUCUAGUGCCCUCUCUGCCGAGUACAGUUAUAAAUAUUUAUUGUAUCCUUCCUCCCUAUCAGUGCCUUUAUUGAUUGAUUAUAUUAUAAAGAUUAUUAGAUUAUAAUGACCUUGUCGACCUGAUAAUAUAAAGCCCCCUUUCAAAACUCCCCAUAUGCCUACUACAGUGUUAUUCAAACACAAUUGUUUGAAUGGCUGACACUGAAAAAAAGCAACAAAGACAAUUACAGGCAGUCCCUGGAUUAUAAACAUCUGACUCAUACUGAAGAACAGACUGCUGUAGAGCCUAUUAUAUUAAAAAUUUGAGUUAAAUACAUACAAUGGCUCAUAAUAACGAAUCCAUGCACUACUCUGUGACACUCAUGAAAACACUGUGCAGUUUGGAAGUGUUAAGUGUUUUAUAUGCCCAGAAAGAUAAAAUGUAUACUAUAUACUAAGACAAACAUUUGACAAACUGACACUAAAUAAGAACUGUACGCACCUAUUCUGAUUUACCUACAAAUUGGACUUAAAGACAGACUUAGGAAUGGAUCUUGUUCAUAACCCAGAGACUGCCUGUAGACUGUUGAGCAAUCUGCAAGACAUCUGGGAGAAAUCUUAUAUCAUGGACUAUUUUAGACUCACAUGACGUCAAAUAGCAUAGCUUUGGAUGUGUGUGUGUGUGUGUGUGUGUGUGUAUAUAUAUAUAUAAUAGAUCGUCCAUGUUCCCACAUUCUGUGAUUUUUAUAAAAUAUGUGUAGGCUACAUGACUUCCAAAGAAAAGUAAUUAUGCAUUUUUCAAAAAGUGAAAGUUUUGGGGAGGGCAAAAUAAGUCAUCUUCAAAAAAUCUCUUGCAUUACUUCUUUAAAUAAAAACACACAAAUGUCCAUGUACCCAGAUGCCUGCCAAAUAACACAUUUUAUUUUUAAAGAAUGUACUUCAGUUGGCCAGUAUAAUCAUGAGCCAAAUGUUUUAAGACAUGAUUGAAAGAAUUUCUGAAUAUUUUAUGCAGACCACUGAAAAAAUUGUAAAAAAAAAAAAAAUUAUAAAAACGGGACUUUCCAUCUACUCUUACCAAGCCAUUAUGUUAUAUAAGCCUAAUAGAUUUCUUCAAACAGUUACUACAACAGUCAACAUAAGGCAAUAGUUGACUUUAAUCCCUUUGCUUUGUAGUGGUCUACAUACUAAAGCUGCAAAACUAUGCUUUAUUAGACUUGGCACUAAAGUGGAAAGUCAAAAUAAAAAUAAAUGGAUCCAAUAAGCUAAAUGAAAUAAUAUUACAAAGUUUUCACAGGAUUUCACAUUUGGAUUCUGUCUUCUAAUAUAUCUAAAGAUCGUCUUUUAAAACUGUUUUUACUGAGUCUGAUAUAUUUCUGUACUAAUUUUGGGAAGUGAUUUAGUUCUGCAGAGAAAUUUCUCUAUGGCUCCUUUUUGAAAAGGAAGAAGUAUAGUAAAGGGAAGAACAGGAAGAGUUGGAAGAUGGAAAAAGUGGGAGAGAGGAAGAGCUUGCAGUUGAUUAUUUUCUAUAUUCGCUCAGUGAAAUUACAGUAGCUACAAAUGCAAUAAAGUUUAUCAUUGGAAAUGUUGAAUGAUAAGUCAUUGAUUAUCAGAUAGUUUUGACUUUAUACUUGAUAUGUUUCUUCAAGUAUGAUAAGGAGUGGGAUUUCAAAACACUUGUUCCUUCUCACAUUUAUUUUGCAUUUGUAUAAAUUAGCAACAUAAUGAAGCCUAACAUUUUAUAACUCCCUAUUUGCUUACUACAAAAAUAUUAACUUUAUAUAAAAUAUUGUCUUCCUUCUGUAUUCUGUUAUUUUAUAUGUAACUACAGAGACACCUAUUUUAUUAUUUGUUUAGAAGUUACCAUGCAGAAACUGUGAAAUGAUUUUUUAAUAAAAUAUAAAAGAUAGUGUCUUUCAGAUAUUUUACAUUUUUGUCAUCUACACCAACCAUUGUUAUAAACGUAGCAAUUGUAAUCAAGGAAUAGGAAAAUAAACCACUUAUUUUGUCUACAAAUAUGUGCCUGCUUAUAAUGUUCCAUUAUCCUAUUCCUAUCUACUUGAGUCAAAGAGAGGUUAAGCAGGUUGUAAUUAGCAUGUCUUACUCUAAC
This is a messenger RNA of Loxodonta africana (African savanna elephant), 7111 nucleotides long. Its product is annotated as KIAA0825 ortholog. The transcript has 21 exons. NCBI's taxonomy places the organism in Eukaryota, Metazoa, Chordata, Mammalia, Proboscidea, Elephantidae. The record is from RefSeq and is a predicted model, not a curated record. Bases 367 to 4209 code for a protein of 1280 amino acids.